This is a messenger RNA of Drosophila willistoni, 957 nucleotides long. It is a transcript of the gene EMC3, whose product is annotated as ER membrane protein complex subunit 3. Gene Ontology annotation, cellular component: EMC complex; membrane. The coding region runs from base 65 to 802 and encodes 245 amino acids. Lineage: Eukaryota; Metazoa; Arthropoda; Insecta; Diptera; Drosophilidae. Gene Ontology annotation, biological process: protein folding in endoplasmic reticulum. The transcript has 2 exons. The record is from RefSeq and is a predicted model, not a curated record.
UACUAUCGUUGAACAUCCCAGCUCUAUGAAGAAAUUCGCAUUCAAUUAAUUUUUAACUAAAAAGAUGACAGAACUAUUAAUUGAUCCAGAUAUUCGUGUUUGGGUAUUCUUGCCCAUUGUGUUGAUCACAUUUCUGGUGGGCAUAGUGCGUCAUUAUGUCUCCAUACUGAUAUCCACUCAGAAAAAGGCCGAAUUGACACAGAUCCAGGACAGCCAAGCUAUGAUACGUGCACGCUUGUUACGGGAAAAUGGUAAAUACUUGAGUGCCCAAUCCUUUUCGAUGCGUAAGAAUUUCUUCAAUAACGAGGAGACGGGAUACUUCAAGACACAGAAACGUGCACCAGUCGCACAGAAUUCAUCGGCCAUGUUAACCGACAUGGUAAAGGGCAAUUUCAUCAAUGUUCUGCCCAUGGUUAUCAUUGGUGGUUGGAUCAAUUGGAUGUUCUCUGGUUUUGUCACCACCAAAGUUCCGUUUCCCCUCACUUUGCGCUUCAAACCGAUGUUACAACGCGGCGUUGAGUUGGCCUCCUUGGACGCCGCCUGGGUCUCAUCAGCAUCAUGGUAUUUCCUCAAUGUCUUCGGCUUGCGUUCCAUUUACACCUUGGUCCUGGGCGAAAAUAAUCACGCGGACCAAACACAGGCCCAAGCCGAUGCCAUGACCGGUGCAGCAAUGACAAUGCCACAGGAUCCAAAGGCUGCUUUCAAAGCGGAAUGGGAAGCUCUAGAGAUUACAGAAUAUCACAGUGCCCUAAAGAAUAUCGAUGCGGAUAUGUUAAGCAUUGCUUCUGCCUCAAGUCAGUAAAACCAGAACCAUUAGGAAGUGGUUUUUAUGUUAACUUUUUAGCUAAAUUACUAAUUAAACAAAACGUAUGUAACAAAGAAAUUGAGUUUGUUAAAAUAAGAAAACACAAAUUGUCGACAUAUUAGUAAAAAUGGCAAGAAAUUUGCAAAUGAAAA